Molecule: messenger RNA, 1972 nt
Organism: Anthonomus grandis grandis
Lineage: Eukaryota; Metazoa; Arthropoda; Insecta; Coleoptera; Curculionidae
Exons: 6
Coding region: 165-1772 (535 amino acids)
Biological process (GO): regulation of transcription by RNA polymerase II; gliogenesis
Cellular component (GO): nucleus
Molecular function (GO): DNA-binding transcription activator activity, RNA polymerase II-specific; RNA polymerase II cis-regulatory region sequence-specific DNA binding
Source: RefSeq, a predicted model, not a curated record
GAGACGGUUGUGUGUUAGGGAGUUAGCAGAGAAGUUUCAAUUCUACUUACGCGAGUUUUCUUUUCGUCUCAUUUUGGACUGUUUCAAUCACAUUGUGAUGUGUCUUUAAGGAUAAUUUUGUGAAAAACGUGGUGCCUGUAUUCAUUUAUCCGUUUUAGGAAGAUAUGGUAAUUCUGCAUACGCCCUCCCUUUCGCCUGGCAUGUCUUGCCGGGCCUCGUACAACAGUGGCGGAGGCCACGGGGAUUGGGACAUUAACGACAGUGCCGUACCGAGGAUACACGACUUCGAUCCGUUUUCCGAAUGGGCGGACGGACAUUGUCGCCUUGUUUAUAGGGCCGACAACGAGGAAGCGAAGAGACACUCUUCGGGUUGGGCGAUGCGUAACACGAACAACCAUAACGUCCACAUAUUGAAGAAGAGCUGCUUGGGGGUGCUGGUGUGCUCGUUGAGGUGCACCCUACCUAAUGGGGAAAAGGUGCAUCUCAGGCCUGCGAUCUGUGAUAAAGCCAGGAAAAAGCAACAGGGUAAACCAUGUCCAAACCGUCAAUGUACCGGCCGUUUAGAAAUCCUGGCGUGCAGAGGACACUGCGGUUAUCCAGUUACUCACUUCUGGAGACACACCGAACAUGCGAUUUUCUUCCAAGCGAAGGGGAUCCACGACCACCCGCGCCCCGAAGCGAAAAGCACCAGCGAAGCCCGACGGUCCCUCGGCAGUGGCAGGAGGGUGCGUGGAUUAGCGGUACUCCUCGCCAAAGAAUCCUUAGGAAAUAAGCUAAUGUCACUGAGAGAACCAAAACGGUCCUGCAAAGAAGUACUAAAAGCCAGUAACACCCCUCUAGUCACCUCACAAGAAAAAGGUUACUGUUCUUGCCCGCCAUUUGAAUGCAUUUGCAACUACCAACCCUCUAUACCCCAAUCAAUGCAACAAUUUCCCACCUCUCCCCAGUCCUACCAACCCACACCCCACCCUGAAACCAAUUACUGGAACCAAGAACCACCGUACGCGCAAGCUUACCCCACCGAAAUCACUUCGAUGGACACCAACUACGACUUUUCCAGCGACCUAUUUCAACCCAACGACAUUUUCCAACUGGACCAACCGAUUAAACCGGAUUACGUGUACAUUUCCGGUGCGGCAGAGGUGAGAAGCGAAAUUCCACGCUCCCCGCCUACCUUGUUGGAUUUGGGCAGCGGUACCAUACACAGAGAACCAAAGACUGAAGAUUAUUGGCCCCAAACCGGAGGGGUCGGUUUUUUAAAUGAAGACUCCAGCACUAGUUGUAAUAGCAGAUUUAAUGUGCCCAGCCCGGAUGUUCCUAAGAUGCUCAAUAAUAAUAACUUUGUCGACCAGAAUUUGUUUUCUAAUGUGAUGCCUCAGAAAGCAACAUCGUCGGGUGCCAUUUAUGAUCAGAGCGCCCUUCUUGGGGUCACCGAGUUCAAAACUGAAGCCCCUCAGUUCGAUUUAAGCUUAGAAGACAAUAAAUUGCCCGAGUACUUUACAAACACAGAAAACUUUCAUCAGAACUUUCAACAUUAUCAAGUUAAGCCAGCAGCAAAGUCCAACUUUCAAGAGUAUAUCGAUGUGGCUCAGUACAGUGACUACGCGAAUUUUUUGAAUGUUUAUAAUGAGAAUAAAGUGGGUCAUACCAGUGAACAGUGUAAUAAUGUAUUCAGUGACUUAGAUUUUCGAAUUGCUGGUAGCUCAUUUGCUGAUACAUUGGUGGAUUAUAGUGGUGGACAUCAUAGUUAUGAUGUACCUACCACCCACUAAAAUAUUACCAAAUUCUGUACUCUCUUAUCAGUGAAAUGUAUAAAAAUGUUCCUUCAGUCAAAAUAAUUUGUCACUUAAUGUUUGUUAUUUUUUUAAAAGUUACAUUUGUGCCUUAUGUAAUAUAAAUAAAAAAAAACAUUUGUCAUGUUUCAAAUAUUAGCUGCUUAUUGUAAAUAUUGUGUACAGUAAAACAUGUGAUC